AUGUUUCGCAACGCACUGUUGGGUCCCUCGCGCCUUUCGUCAGUGCGACAUCUUGUCAAUGCACAACGCCGGUGUCUUGCAUCGGGACCGAAGUCAGCCACUUCCGCCAUGGCAUUCAAGAAGCACAUUCGCCAACGACGAUUUGGACCUGUUCCAUCGUUUCCAGGACCUUCAGUUGAAGAAGCUGUGAGCAACAUUAUCUACAAUACGCCUCCACCUACACGUGCCCCUGAAACUCGCCACAUCCUCAAUUGUCUUGUACAAAACGAACCUGGUGUCUUGAGUCGAGUCUCUGGUAUCAUUGCUGCACGUGGUUUCAACAUUGAAUCAUUGGUUGUCGCCAAUACCGAAGUGCCGGAUUUAUCUCGCAUGACAGUCGUCUUUAAUGGUCGCAAUGUUCACAUUGAACAAGCUCGUCGUCAAUUGGAGGAUCUCGUGCCAGUGUGGGCUGUUCUUGAUUACACAAAGACCAAAUUGAUCGAGAGGGAGUUGCUACUCAUCAAGGUAUCCAUUCUCGGCCCUGAGCACUUGCAUGAACAAUUGCCAACUGCCAAAUUCGACAAUGAGGUGGUAUUUGAGGAUGAGAACUUGAAGAACUCAAUGGAAGUGGAGGAGGAACAACACCAACCUUCUGGCACUUUGCGUCAAACUUUUUCACAUUUGCGUGCAUUGACAGAGUUGUCUCGCUUGUUUGAUGCCAAAGUGGUCGAUGUAUCAUCCGAUUCGAUCGUCAUUGAAUUAUGUGCCAAGCCAGGUCGUGUAUCAUCCUUUAUGAAACUUUGCAAGCCAUUUGGUAUCCUUGAAGCUUCUCGUACUGGUGUCAUGGCAAUGCCUCGAUCCCCUGUUCAUGAUCAUUAUCAAGCACAAACCGAGCAUUCUUAUGAAGAUGAUUCACCCGCUGUUGAUGCCACUAUGCUUCCUCCCGGAUAA
Lichtheimia ornata is the source of this 930-nucleotide messenger RNA. Its product is annotated as acetolactate synthase, small subunit. Bases 1 to 930 code for a protein of 309 amino acids. The transcript is spliced from 4 exons. Gene Ontology annotation, biological process: branched-chain amino acid biosynthetic process. Gene Ontology annotation, cellular component: acetolactate synthase complex; mitochondrial nucleoid. The record is from RefSeq and is a predicted model, not a curated record. Lineage: Eukaryota; Fungi; Mucoromycota; Mucoromycetes; Mucorales; Lichtheimiaceae. Gene Ontology annotation, molecular function: acetolactate synthase regulator activity.